AUGAGAUACGAGAAGAUAGAUAGCAAACUGUUUAUUGGCAAUAGAAAAAACUUUAUCAAACACCUGCCACCAAAAUCGCUGGCCAUAUUCAAUGCCAAUGACAUUUUACCCGGCAAUGCCGAUGGCACCCUGCCUCUGGUGCAAAACCGCGAUCUAUUCUAUCUCACCGGUGUUGACCAGGAGGAAAGUAUUUUGGUAGUGUUUCCCGAUGCUUACCAGGAGCAUCACCGAGAAAUUCUCUUUGUAACCGAAACCAACGAUGAAAUUGCCCGCUGGGAAGGUGAAAAACUUACCAAAGCCGCAGCCACAGAAGUUUCGGGCAUCAAAAACGUACAAUGGCUCAAAGAUUUUGAUAAAAUCAUGAAAGACCUGAUGAGCCAGGCCGAAAACGUUUACCUCAACACCAACGAACACCUUCGC
Messenger RNA from Symbiodinium sp. CCMP2456, 420 nucleotides. The record is from the annotation of a GenBank genome assembly. NCBI's taxonomy places the organism in Eukaryota, Dinophyceae, Suessiales, Symbiodiniaceae.